Fonsecaea multimorphosa CBS 102226 is the source of this 1605-nucleotide messenger RNA. RefSeq lists its product as uncharacterized. NCBI's taxonomy places the organism in Eukaryota, Fungi, Ascomycota, Eurotiomycetes, Chaetothyriales, Herpotrichiellaceae. The coding region runs from base 1 to 1605 and encodes 534 amino acids. Gene Ontology annotation, biological process: transmembrane transport. Gene Ontology annotation, molecular function: transmembrane transporter activity. The record is from RefSeq and is a predicted model, not a curated record. Gene Ontology annotation, cellular component: membrane. The transcript has 6 exons.
AUGAUUCGUCCUUCAGACCACAACAAGGCCCGCAUCAUAACCGUGAUUGCAUGUACCAUCACUGCGUUGGCUUGCGGCUCCAACUAUGGCUACUCCAUUUGGGGUCCUAGUUUCGCCUCCCGCCUCAAGUUGACUGCCACGGACAGCAAUCUUAUCGGAACCGUAGGCAACCUUGGGAUGUAUGCGUUUGGCAUUCCUUCCGGUAUGAUGGUCGAUGCAAAAGGACCACGAUGGGGAAUCGCUUUGGGCAUUGUAUUGUUUGCUGCCGGUUACUAUCCCAUUGCCAAAGCAUACGACGCUGGCCCAGGACACUAUAGCGUGGCCUUGAUCUGUGUCUUCUCGUUCUUUACCGGCGCCGGAAGCUGUUCGGCCUUCACUGCAUCCAUCAAAGCUGCCGCCCUAAACUAUCCCGAAUCUCGAGGCACUGCAACAGCCUUCCCCCUCGCAGCUUUUGGGCUGAGUGCUUUGUUCUUCGCAGCUAUCGCUCAAUUACUUCCCGGCGGGACAUAUAACUUUCUCAUCCUUCUGGCUACGGGGACGGUUCUUAUGCCUUUAAUCUGCUUUCCUUUCAUGCGCGUCAUACUUCCUCACACCUACCAUCACCUCCCUCAGCACGAACAACAGGUUCUCCACCGAACCAGAUCGCCAGGAAGUCGUCAUUCCGAAGAACCAGGUGCGCCCCACAUACGAAACCCCAAGGCUCAGUCCUCAAUCCGCGGCGUCGAUCAGUCCCCUGACCACGAAGCCAUCAAUGGGAACGAGGAGUCUUCCUUGCUCUCCAGAACUUCCAGUCAAGAGCAAGACGCCGAAGACCUUGAAAGUUCAAAGCACCUCGAGUCUGACAGGAACCAUGAAUCUCCACAUUUAGACAUACGAGGCUUCGCUCUCUUACCCCAUGCCGAGUUUUGGCAGUUGUUUUUGAUGCUUGGUCUGCUGACGGGUAUCGGUCUCAUGACGAUCAACAACAUCGGCAACGAUGCUCAAGCGCUUUGGAAACACUACGACCCUUCCGUCUCGUCAUCCUUCAUCGAAAGCCGUCAAGCGAUGCAUGUCUCUAUUCUUUCCUUCUGCAGCUUCAGUGGCCGCCUCCUGUCAGGCAUCGGUUCCGAUAUUCUCGUGGCGAAACUUAACCGGUCUCGGUUUUGGUGCCUGUUUGCGUCCGCCCUGACGUUUUGUCUGGCACAAGUGGUCGCCACGGCCGUGGCAGACCCCCAUUAUCUCAUCUUAGUGUCAGGCUUCACGGGUCUGGCUUAUGGGAUGUUGUUUGGAGUGUACCCGAGCCUUGUCGCGCAUUGUUUCGGUGUGCAUGGCCUCUCGCAGAAUUGGGGGACCAUGACCCUCGCGCCUGUCAUCUCCGGCAACGUCUUCAAUAUCUUAUACGGCAAGAUCUACGACGCGCAUUCGGUCCGGAAUGAAGAAGAAGGACAUAUGGAGUGUCUUGUCGGGAAGGAAUGUUACAAAUCCGCGUACUGGGUGACGUUUGGUGCCUCGCUGCUUGGUGUGCUGUGCUGUUUGUGGAGCAUCUGGCACGAGAACGAGGUGCACAAAGCUAAAGGCAAAGAAGGAAAGGUAAGUAGGAGAUCGGACCAUGAAAGAGUGGCCUGA